AUGGCGGAGGAGGAGGAGGUGUUAGUGGAGAGAAACGGUGGUGGAGAAGAUCGGAGCGAAACGAGCGAUUACACGUCGGAGGACGAAGGGACGGAGGACUACAGGCGCGGAGGCUACCACGCUGUACGAAUAGGCGAUACAUUCAAACACGGCCGAUAUGUUGUUCAGAGCAAGCUAGGCUGGGGCCAUUUCUCCACCGUCUGGCUCGCUUGGGACACUCAAAAAUCUAGUUAUGUUGCACUAAAAGUUCAAAAGAGUGCACAGCACUACACGGAAGCAGCAAUGGACGAGAUUACUAUAUUAAAACAGAUUGCCGAGGGAGAUCCAGAAGACAAGAAAUGUGUUGUGAAGCUUUUGGAUCACUUUAAGCAUUCCGGACCAAAUGGGCAGCAUGUUUGUAUGGUUUUUGAGUACUUGGGUGACAAUCUUUUGACCCUAAUUAAGUAUUCAGAAUAUAGAGGAUUGCCUCUUCCCAUGGUUAAAGAAAUUUGCUUCCAUAUUUUAGUGGGGUUGGAUUAUUUGCAUCGACAGCUUUCAAUUAUACACACAGAUUUGAAGCCAGAGAACGUAUUGCUUCUUUCGAUGAUCGAUCCAGUUAAAGAUCCAAGGAAGUCAGGUGCACCUCUUAUUCUCCCUUUGAGUAAAAGCAAGGUCGUGCCUGAGUCUGGAUCUUCCAAAAAUCUCAAGAGUUCAAAUGCCGACUUGACCAAGAAUCAGAAAAAGAAAAUUCAGAGAAAGGCUAAGCGAGCAGCUGAGAGGUGCGUGGAGAAGGGAGGGGAAGCCGAGCUAGAUACUGAGGCGAGUGGUCCUGAAGAUUCUCAUCAUGAUUCCAAAUCCAAGGGCAAGUCCGCUGACGAACCAACAAAUUCUUCAGCUGCAGAAGAUGAAUUGGACAACUCUGAUGGUGCAAAGGAUGCAGGCAAAGGGAUUAAAGUGCAUAAAAGAGGCAGCCGUUUAACAAGGCAAAAGCUCUUGGCUGAAGUUGACCUAAAGUGCAAAUUGGUUGAUUUUGGAAAUGCUUGUUGGACAUAUAAACAAUUCACAACUGACAUUCAGACAAGGCAGUACAGGUGUCCUGAGGUUAUCCUAGGAUCUAAGUACUCUACAUCAGCUGAUCUAUGGUCAUUUGCAUGCAUUUGCUUUGAGCUAGCCACGGGCGAUGUUCUUUUCGAUCCUCACAGCAGCGACGACUGUGAUCGUGAUGAGGAUCAUUUGGCCCUAAUGAUGGAGCUUCUCGGGAUGAUGCCACGUAAGAUCGCCUUAGGUGGGCGCUACUCACGGGAAUUCUUUAAUAGAUACGGAGAUUUAAGACAUAUCCAUCGAUUACGAUUUUGGCCUCUCAAUAAGGUGCUCAAGGAAAAAUAUGAGUUCAGUGAGCAAGAUGCAAAAGAGCUGGCUGACUUCCUUCUUCAGAUACUUGAUUUUGUUCCCGAAAAAAGGCCGACAGCAGCACAAUGUCUUAACCAUCCAUGGAUCAGCACAGGCCCUUGGCGACUCACCCCUUCUCUGUCUCAAGAAAAUGGUGACUCAGACAAGAAGAGAGAGAAGGAUGAGAGGGAGGCAAUGGAGGUCAGAGUGGGAAACAUGGCUAUCGACGGACAAUCAAAACCAGUCAAAGAUUCUUAA
Fraxinus pennsylvanica is the source of this 1626-nucleotide messenger RNA. NCBI's taxonomy places the organism in Eukaryota, Viridiplantae, Streptophyta, Magnoliopsida, Lamiales, Oleaceae. The record is from the annotation of a GenBank genome assembly.